Molecule: messenger RNA, 1305 nt
Organism: Peronospora farinosa
Lineage: Eukaryota; Oomycota; Peronosporomycetes; Peronosporales; Peronosporaceae
Source: the annotation of a GenBank genome assembly
AUGGAGGAAGAUUGUUUCCCUGAAACGCAGCACGAGAAGCUGCCGAUACACAAAUACCAGCUGUCCAAGGAGAUUAUGUUUAUGGUCUCAGCUUUCGUCGUGUUAUUCGCAUCUGGUGGCCUCAUUUUAGAAUUUGGUCCAGUGUAUUCAAAGCUCGUGAAAGAACAGCAGUGGGUCGAAUUGUGUAUUUCAGAGGAACAAAAGAAGAAAGGGGGCGUUUUCUGUGCGGAGCAGGAGAUUCAGCUGCAGUUUGUCUUCUCGACGGGAUUUCUGUGUCUCAGUGCGGCCAACGCCUUCUUUGGGGUAUUUCUUGAUGGCGUGGGGCCUCGUGCUACGAUUGUGCUGGGACUUUUACUGUCGGCGUGUGGGAAUUUUGCACUAGCAUUGGGUGAUUCUCAUUCGGAGACUGCCAUGGGGAUUGUUGCAGGGUAUUCACUAAUAGGAGCGGGUGGAAUGGGCGCAUAUCUGGCGGCGUUCCAGAUCCUACAGCUCUAUGAAGUCCAAGGAGUGGUUUGCAGCACGCUCUCUAGCUUGUUCAAUUGCUCGGGGUAUGUGUACAUGCUGCUGGGGGCCGAUGGAAUCACUAGGUCAGCAUUCUUUCGCAUCUAUGGGAUUAUGACGAGUGUGUGUGCGCUUAUCUGCUAUUUGCUGUUCCCGACGAGAAAUAUUACGAGACCGCACGACUUUCUUGCUAUCCCACUUUGUCGCAUUGAAAUGCCCCGAAUCAAUGCUCCGACUGGUCUGGUAGACAGCUUGCGAGAAGAGCUCAAACGGCAAGACUUGUGGUUCUUUGCACUCUUGUUCGGCUGGGUAUCGCUCAUUUUCGCGUUCGCUGGCGGUGCAAUUCCAAGUUUGCUCACCAAUCUCGCUGGUGAUGAUACUGGUGCCGCGUCACUCUAUACGAAUAUUCUUUAUCCCAUUCUUGCGAAUGGCACAUUUUGUUACUCCGCUGUAGUCGGCUACGUUAUCUACCACCAUGGAUUCAAAGUGAUCUUCGGGGCCUGCAUUGCUCUCGUCCAGCUUUUUAUCGCUCUCCUUAUGGUACCUGUGCUUCAAGUGCAACUUGUUAUGUUUGUCGUCUACGCGAUGGCCCAGACCUGUCUGUAUGCGCUGCAAUUUGCCUAUAUCAUCAUGUGUUUUCCUGCUGAGCUCUACGGUACACUCCAAGCGUUUCUUGCCGCGGUCUCGUUUUCUUUUGGAUUUGUUGAAUUAUGGUGCGAGCAUCACUUCAUGCUACACAAAGCAAGAGCAGAGUUCGCCGAAAGGAACCACUCUCUUUCUGAAGAGAAUGCCAGGCUUUUGUAG